Molecule: messenger RNA, 2553 nt
Organism: Tarenaya hassleriana
Lineage: Eukaryota; Viridiplantae; Streptophyta; Magnoliopsida; Brassicales; Cleomaceae
Exons: 1
Coding region: 1-2553 (850 amino acids)
Biological process (GO): proteolysis
Molecular function (GO): aspartic-type endopeptidase activity
Source: RefSeq, a predicted model, not a curated record
AUGGCGGGCGUCAAUAAUCAACCACCACGACUUCCACCACCCCCUCAAGCACCAGAACCAGCCUUACGACGGGAGCCACGAGCUGAGACGUACGGUGACUACAACUCACCCAAACCCACAGAAUUCCUGUCAUGCAUCCGAAGGCCACCGAUCAAUCGAACAAACUUUGAGCUCAAACCAGCAUUUAUUCAAAUGCUCGCAAGCAAAACUUUCGGAGGAUGGCCUCAUGAAGAUCCCAAUGUUCACCUCGCAACAUUCAAGAAAAUGUGCAAAUCAAUGAUUGUCGAAGGCGUAUCUGAAGAGGCAAUCUUUUUAUGGGCGUUCCCAUACUCCCUGGGCGAUAAAGCGGAACAAUGGUUAUUCAACUUAAAACCUGAUUCCAUCCAUACAUGGGAACAAAUGGAGCACAAGUUCUUAGAGGAGUACUUUCCGCCUCACAAGACGGCCAAUUUCAAGCUGAAAAUAAAUAAUUUUGUUCAAGAGAACGGCGAAAGUCUUUACGACGCUUGGCAAAGGUUCAAAGGUUACCAACGAGCGUGCCCACAUCAUGGCAUGGAUCGAAGGCACCUAAUCUCAACCUUCGUUGAAGGGUUAAGGAAAGACAUAAGACGUUGGAUAAAUGCCGCUGCUGGAGGUUCUAUCCGCAACCUCACUUUUGAGCAUCUCGAGGAAUUAAUUGAAGAAAUGGCGAGAGAUCGGGGCGAUGACAUGGAUGAGUACGACCGAAGGGGAAACAUAAAGUCUAAGGGUGAGUCAAGUGAAGUCCAAUCCCUACGAGCACAAGUCGCCAAACUCACAGUUCUAUUGGAGAAUUCAAAUGCGGUGACAUCAAUUCCACAAGACUCAAGCUACAAUUACACCAUGCAGACCCAAGAACAAGAGGUCGAGAAUGUCAACUAUGUGGCGAACAACCCCUACUCAAAUACAUACAAUCCAGGUUGGCGUAAUCACCCAAACUUUUCUUACAAAAACACCGGAAACACAGAAAAUCUGGCCAAUCAACCCCAAGCCCCAAGAAUACUCCAAAGACCCCAACAUUUUCAACCAUACGAGCAACGCUAUCAACCACAAGUAGCGCAACCCGUACUUGCACCGCAGCCGCAACCCAAAGAUGAGCUUAAGGAAUUGCUCCUAAGCAUGCAGAAACAACUGUCUGCUGAUAUUAGACAAACAAACAACGAGAUUCGAGGGAUGAAGAAUGAUCAAGACGAUAUCCGCAAACAAGUCGAGGGAAUCAACACACAUCUGAAGCUCCUAGACAAUCAAGUUGCCCAAAUGGCGUCAUCUUCAUCAAGGCCCAUGGGAACACUUCCUGGAAGACCUGAGCCUAACCCUCGGGAGCAUUGUAAUGUUGUUGAGCUAAGAAGCGGGAGAAAACUUGAAGAUAUUAAAUCCAAGGAGAAACAAAUCAAUAAAGACGGAGGUAAAGACGAUGUUGUCGAUUCCGACCCUGACAUCAAGGUGGCAAAAGAAGACAUACAAGAGAAGUCAUACAUUCUACCAUCACCAUACAAGCCACACGUGCCUUUCCCUCAAAGGUUGAGAAAACGUGACGAUGACAGUCAAUUCGCAAAGUUUGCUGAUAUGCUGAAGAAAAUGGAGGUAAACUUGCCUUUCACUGAAGUUAUCCUCAAGAUGCCAUCCUAUGCAAAAUUCUUAAAAGAUAUAUUAUCGAAGAAAAGGACGAUUCAAGAAGAGACCAUCGCGCUAAACUCUGAAUGUAGCGCAAUUCUGAAGCAUGAGCUACCCCAAAAGAUGAAAGAUCCUGGAAGCUUCUCGAUCCCUUGCACCCUAGGUAAUGUCUCAAUUAAAAAGGCAUUAUGUGAUCUUGGAGCUAGCGUGAGCCUUAUGCCUCUGUCAAUAUGCAAAAUGCUCAACAUUGGAGAACUCAAACCGACGAGGAUGACUCUACAACUGGCAGAUCGCUCAAUCAAAUAUCCCAUUGGGAUUCUUGAAGAUGUCCCACUUAAGGUCGGGAAUUUUUAUGUCCCUGUCGAUUUUGUGGUCAUGGAAAUGGAUGAAGACUCAAAUAUUCCAAUCAUACUCGGACGCCCAUUCUUGGCCACUGCUGGAGCAGUUAUCAACGUAAAAGAGGGUCAUUUGACAUUGUCAAUAGGAGAAGAAAAAGUAGAGUUCAAGCUCGCUCAAUCGCUCAAACAACCCUCCGUGGAUGAUACGUGUUGUUACAUCGACGUCCUUGAACAAUUGGCAGACGAGAUAUUGGAAGAAUUACGCGAGGUUGAUCCCCUAGAAGUGGCCCUCAUGGCAAGCAAAGUAGAGACAUGCGUAGAUCAAGAAGAGGUGAACGUAUACUCCGAAAUCCUUGACGAAGAAGCUACAAUAUGCUCUAUGGAGACGCCUUGCCCCAUACACAAUGAAGUCGACGACAUCAAAUCACCACAACACGAUGAGAUUGUACCUAACAAGAAUUUCAAAUUGCGGUACCAUGACAGAGCAUAUUGUAGCUUCUUCGUCAAGGAUUUCGGAGUAUACGUUCACCUCUUCUUGAUCUACGCAUGUCUCUACUUUGCUUGCCAUGAGGGCCACUUCUAG